Messenger RNA from Rotaria sp. Silwood2, 2726 nucleotides. Lineage: Eukaryota; Metazoa; Rotifera; Eurotatoria; Philodinida; Philodinidae. The record is from the annotation of a GenBank genome assembly.
UAAUUUUGAGAAAAGUAUUUUUUUUGAAAAAAAUCCCUCUACCCCCCCCCCCCUCAGGGAUAACCCAGCCAUUUCUUGACGGAUCCUUCUCAUCUUCGAACUCCAUUGAGAUAUUGAUGAGACAAUUCUGUGCACAAAAUUUCAGCUCAAUCGGAUGUAAUUGUGAAGAGUUAUUGUGUACACGGACGGACGGACGGACACACUGACCGAUUCUAGAGUGUACUCACUUUUUGAGUACACAAAAAAAAGACGAAAGAAUGUGUAUACACAUUCUAUGAUUAUAAAACUCGUUUUCAUCUCUACAUCAUACUAUUAAAUUUGUGAAUGCAUCGAUAUUCUUCUUAUCGUCAUAAUGAUAAUUUCAUAUAAUGUAUGAGUAUACAUUCAUAAAUAAAUAUUCCUAAUCGAUUAAAUUUAUAAAUAUGAUCAUCAGUAAAGUAUUUUUUCAAACGGAUACAUAACUUUUUGUCCCAUCACAUGAUGUGUAAAAUGAGAUAAAAUUAUAGGAUAAAGAAUGAUUCUAGCAAGAGUUGAUGAUUUUUUUGCGUAGUUCAAUCGCUUUCUUGACGAAGAUGCCUUCUUAUGCUGAAUAAUUAUCUCAGAAGUUUACAUGCCAAUGCUUUGGAGUCCAUAUCAUUAGAUGCAGCUUUUCGUACUGCAUCAAAUAAAUCUAUUUUCAAUCUCCUUACAUGGUAAUGCUGAUGAAAAAUAGCUGAAUUUCUUGAAAAAUUGACUUUUUUUUUUUUCUAUACAACAAAAUCAAAAGAAAAAAUCGGAUUUUUUUAAAUAGUUUUUUGAAAUUGUUAUCACAAACAAAUAGUCGAAAAAAAUUUCAAAUAUACACAGUUUCUUAGAACCGGACAACUCUAUCGAACCAUGUAAAAAUAUCCAAGAACAAAAUUGUAGUCGAUUUUUGCAUUACCCACACCUUAUAUAUCUUGAUUUGUUUGAUAUCGGUUCAAAUUCAACAGCUUCUUUUUGACAUUUUUAUGAUCGAUCGGGAGUAGGAUCACAUAUAUAGACACAGAAAUAGUCACCUUUAUCUUUAUAAAAUGUCUACGAGCCAAAUAAAUAAACAACAUAAUGAAAAAGUUUUUCUGCAUUUUUUUUUCAAAAGUUUUAAAUUUUUAGAUACAUCGAUCAUUAGAAUGACAAAAAAGAUUAUGUAACUAAAGUAUAUAUAGAUUUAUAUUACACAGUAUCAUAGUUAAUAGUGGAAAAAAAAGAACAUUUUCAGAUAUAUAUAUAUAUAUAUAUGAAUAAAGAGAAACAUGUUUCGUGUCAUUCGAUGUUGAAGAGAUAAAUUUAAUUGGAAUGUCAAUCAGAAGAUUCAUCUUGAUAAAUAUUUUCAUCAUAAAUUAUAUUAUCUGUAGUAUUCUUCUUCGAAUCAUCCAUUUGUUGUUCUAGAAUAAGGCAACAGUAAUUCAAAUUUUAUCAGUUUGAUGUAACUUAUUUGUUGCCGUUUGCUCAUUUCCAUCAGUCUUAUUCUAUCAAUAGUUUAUUUUACAUUCAUAUAAGAACAAUCAAAUACUAUAGACUUACUUUAUUAAAAUAAUACUCAUCUAGCAUCGGUUCAUGUCCUUUAUGGUAGUCAGUUGGAAUACCAAAUCCUUUUACAGCUGAAAAUAACGUAAGUGAGUGAGCGACUUUAGAAUUAAAUAUAUAAAAUUUUUUUUAACAGCAGCAAAGAUUUGUAACUACACAAUGUAUCAAGAAAGACUAUCAUUUUUGACAGAAUUUACUUUUGCAGAAAAACUGCAAAAGUAAAUUCUGUCAAAAAUGAUAGUCUUUCUUGAUACAUUGUGUAGUUACAAAUCUUUGCUGCUGUUAAAAAAAAAAAAAAAAUUUUAUAUAUAUAGUAUUGUUUUUAUCAUUCGAAACAAAACGAAACGUGUUAUCACAAAAGUCAUAUACCACCUCAAGAAUUUGAGAAACAUGCAUAUUAUCAAAAGUACUUAACAUGAGUUCAAGAAUUUUGAUAAUAAAUAUAAUGAAGAAGAAAAAUUUAUGAAAACAAAAAAGCACUUUUGAUAAUUAUACAAGUAUACUAAUGUGGAGUCAACAUUGUUGACUGACAUCAAUUGAAAAUAUUAGAGAAAGCUUGUCUAAGCUUAUAAUCUACUUUGAAGUAUUUUCAUAUUCUUGCCAAAUUAAUUAACUGUAUGAGAAAAUAGACGAAAACAGAAUGAUUUCACUAUUAAUCAUGAAUAGUAUGUUAUUUGUUGAGAUUUUUCAAACAUUCAUUCUUAGUCUUACAUUUAAUUAGUGCUAUUAUGGUUUCAUGAUAUUCCUUAUUUAAAAAAAAGUAAUUAAAUUCUAUUUCAUAUAAAAUAAAAAAUAAUGUUCUGUUUUUGUUGCUCUUAGUCUUUAAAUGGGAUUGCAUUAGUCUUUUGAAAAUAGUAUAUUUCUAAAUAUCCGUUAUUUAUUUUUAUUUUUGAGUCAAUCAACAAAUUUCAUCAAUAACCAGUCUUGAAAAAUGUUCAAUAUGUAAUCGUCGUUUUACUCAAAAUCGUUUAAAUGAACAUGAACAAGCUUGUAAACGAUCAAAAAAACACAAUUUAAAUUCUUCAUAUCGUUAUCAGUAUAAUAGUCAAAUGCAUCGAUGGAAAGGUCUUGAUUAUGGUACUAAUACAAGUCGAUCAUAUGUCAAACAAAAAAGCAUACAUACUCCAAAAACUCAUUGGAGAGAAAAACAUCAACAAUUUCAAGAUGCUAUCAAAGGAUAA